Spodoptera frugiperda (fall armyworm) is the source of this 2503-nucleotide messenger RNA. RefSeq lists its product as uncharacterized. Gene Ontology annotation, cellular component: cytosol. Bases 265 to 1470 code for a protein of 401 amino acids. The transcript has 8 exons. Gene Ontology annotation, molecular function: L-allo-threonine aldolase activity. Gene Ontology annotation, biological process: glycine biosynthetic process; L-threonine catabolic process. The record is from RefSeq and is a predicted model, not a curated record. NCBI's taxonomy places the organism in Eukaryota, Metazoa, Arthropoda, Insecta, Lepidoptera, Noctuidae.
ACGCGUCAGAUACAAUAAAAACAAACUACAAUAGAGUAUUUAUUAUGUAUUCGGACUCCUUGUGGUUUUCAUGAGUUAUCGUAGUUCAAGGAGAGAGUAUUGAUAUUUAUGAUAAAAGAACAGGAACCACUCGAUUUUUAUCUCAAAUGUUGCUUAUGUAGCGACGUUCAGUUGUUAUUCGACACUUGCCUGCCGGCUUUCAAUUGGAAUAGUGGUUAGGUUACUUUUUAUAAAGUAUUUUAUUUGUACGUAAUAUUAUUUAACAUGGCAUACAUAGUAGACUUGCGAUCAGAUACGGUGACGAAGCCAACUGAGGCUAUGAAGCAUGCCAUGGUUAAUUCAGCAUUAGGCGAUGAUGUUUACGGAGAGGAUCCGACGGUAAAUGCCUUAGAAAGCAAGUUAGCAGCUAUGCUGGGGAAGCAGGCGGCCUUGUUCGUUCCUUCGGGCACUAUGGCCAAUCUAAUAGCAAUAAUGGUGCACUGCAACAAGCGAGGAUCGGAGGCCUUCGUCGGAAACCAGUCGCACAUCUACAAGUAUGAACAAGGUGGUGCAGCCCACGCAGCAGGCGUGCUCCUGUCGACAAUAACCAACAAACCUGAUGGCACCUUCGACCUGCAGGAGCUGGAGAGUCGGAUCCGAGGAACUGACGUACACGAGCCCAUCACGUCGAUGGUAGCUGUCGAGAACACCCACAAUUGUUGUGGAGGCAAGAAACCUCCGCAAAAGAAGACGCGGGACCACGACCCUCUCACCUCGCUGGUCUGCGUCGAGAAUACCCACAACUGCUGUGGUGGUAAGGCGUUACCACUGAAGUUUCUGGACGACCUGUCAGCCAUCUGCAAGCGUCACAACAUCCCGCUGCACAUGGAUGGCGCUCGGCUGUUCAACGCCUGUGAGUACCUGAAGGAGGACCCCAGCCGAGUGGUCAGGGAUUGUGACAGCAUCUCCGUCUGCUUCAGCAAGGGUCUGUCAGCCCCUGUCGGCUCCGGACUCGUUGGUUCUUAUCAUUUUAUUGAACAAGCGCGUCGCAUGCGCAAGUUGCUUGGCGGCGGCAUGCGGCAGGCGGGCGUGCUAGCAGCCGCCGCCAUUGUAGCGUUGGACGAGGUCGUGCCGCUGCUCAAGCUCGACCAUAAGCGCGCGAAUAUCAUGGCUAAAGUGAUUGAGGGUAUGUUCCUGAAGUCUUUCACAGUGGACGUAGAGGGCCAGCACAGCAAUAUAAUCCUUGUAAGGAUCCCGGAGACCAGCUCACUGACCGCGCAGAAAGUGGUGGCCAGGCUCGCACAGGUCUGCCUUGCGGAGACACAGGGUGACUGUAAAACACCAGACGACGAGGGUGUGAUUGUGAAAGCGAUAUACUUCAACAGUAAGACGGUGAGGUUCACCAUACACCGGGAGAUCACCGACGAAGCUCUCUGGCUGGCCAUCAUGAAGAUUACUUACGUGUUCAAGGAGCUAGAUGCAACAGCUUAGGAACAGUAGUUAAUGAUUAAUCACAAGGGACGUUAGGCGAACAGUAGUUUAAAAGACUUUUUGCGCAUGCUAGAUGGCGCUGGCGAUGUUUAUUGUACUGUUGGUUCAUUCAUCAAUUCAUCCAAUGGUGUUUGUUAUCUUGUUAUACUAUAGCAGUGCCUCUGAUGUUACAUAAAACUUCAUGUCAACUGAUGACUUGGUAGGUACUACCUUGUUAGUGUUACACUUUGAUAUAAUCAAAUUACAAUAUACAAAUUGUGCGCCAAAAUAUGGGUCAUUCUUAAUACCUAGCAAUAAGGAGCAAUAUUUUUAUUUAACAGUUGGCAUAACUACUGUCGUACGUUUAAUAGUUCCAUGUGUAUAAUUUUUGGUAGAAAUGUGUUCAUUUUAAAUGAGUCAAUACGUCAAUAGACGUUAAUAUUUUAUGAAUGAGCUUAAUAUACAUAUUGCCUAUUUACAUAGUAAUUUUAAAGACAUAAAUCUGUAUACAACAGGUGCUAAGUUAUUGUAUUUACUACCUUUAUAAAUCUAUAUCUACAAUCGUAGAAGAAUAGAGGAUAUUUUUAUUGCCAAGGUAUUUUAUACCUAAAUACUUAGAAAGAUAAGCUCAUAAUGGCCUGUUUUAAUAAAAGGAUCAAACAGCUAAAUUGUAAAGCAUAGUUUAAUAAAUAGUUAAUAAAUAACAAUUUAUUGGUUGGUGCAGUUUUUUGUUCCAUCUAGAACAAAUCCAAGACGUAAUUGUAGUCUAGUUUAUACAGGGUGCAAUUAAAAUGAAAUAGAAGCUCUUAGUAUUGAGCCUAACUACAAAAAUGUUUAUGUUAAUGUUUGAGCCAUUCUAGAAGCUGAGUCACUUCAAAGCAGGUACUCAGUAUACUACAAGUUAGUUGGAUUGGAUACCAUUUUACUAUUAGGUUCUUUGCUUCUAUCUAUUUAUAAGUAUAUUGUAUGUUAUUUACCAUUGUUAUUAUAACUAUAAAUACAUUAUUGUUACCUUUGACAUGAUGAGUUUAAUAAAAAUGCAGUUUUAUUUAUA